This is a messenger RNA of Maniola jurtina (meadow brown), 1313 nucleotides long. RefSeq names its product tektin-3-like. The record is from RefSeq and is a predicted model, not a curated record. The coding region runs from base 131 to 1309 and encodes 392 amino acids. Gene Ontology annotation, biological process: cilium movement involved in cell motility; cilium assembly. The transcript has a single exon. NCBI's taxonomy places the organism in Eukaryota, Metazoa, Arthropoda, Insecta, Lepidoptera, Nymphalidae. Gene Ontology annotation, cellular component: nucleus; microtubule cytoskeleton.
UAAUCGAUAAUCAAGUAGUCCUAUCUUCAACAACUGUUGAUUUGUCCCCAAAUUGUUUUAAAAUAUAUUGGCUACUUAUAAAGAUGGUGAUUACCUCUCAUUCGGUGACAGAAAUUUUGGACUGACAACUAUGCAAAACUGGGACAGGCACAAUAGAGACGUGUUAAAAGGAGACAUAAUCGGUAUAACCGAUGACAACACGUCUAUCACCAAGAACUGCAUCAUAAAAGUGAACCAAACUGCCUGUAAUGAUUUCAGUGACAGCACUGAUCAGUUAAAACACAGAACACGACACAUAAACUACUGGAAAUCAGAGCUACACAGAGCUAUUCAAGACAUCGAUGCUGAAAUCAAUAUAUUGGAAGCACUUCGCCAACAGCUCAAAAAUGCUAUGGACACGCUCAAUAUACCUGAAUAUAUAACAGAAGAAUGCCUCCAUCAGAGAGGUAACAGAAUGCAAUCUGACAUGGUAUAUGACGAACCACAAGAUGAGCUAUUCAAAGAAUCUGUACUCAUUGAAAAUGUAAAGCGAUUACAUCGAGAAAUGUUAAGAGACAUAGAGAAUCAAAUGCAAAUGAAUGUGGCCGCAAAGCAUGCGUUAGAACGAGACUGGAGCAACAAAUAUUUGGCAUUUAAGUACGAAAGCCACAAUUCAGAUCUCGAAACUAAGUCUGAUAACGUUAAAGAUUCAGCCGGAGCCACUAGACUCGCUGAAGGACAAUCCAACGUUCAGACGUGGGAAGAAUAUACGGUUACAACAUUAGAACAAUUUAAAACCGCUAUAGACCGGUCUAAAGCGUUGAGGGAAAAAGUUGACGCAGUAUUGAUAAAUUCUGCAAGAGAUUUGCGUUCUCAAGACAUAAAAGUGAAUAAGGCGUUAAGCCAGAGAAUAGCUCGAACUGAGCAAGUGAAAACUGAAUUGGAGAAUCAAUUGCGAUUAACCUUGGACAAGAUUGUCGAGACUGAAAAUAUAUUGGAAACGUUACACGAAGAAAUGUUGAAGGUUUCGCAAAGGAUUCAAGUAGCGCAAACGAGGUUGAACGUUAAAAACUGCCGACCGAACGUUGAGAGUUGUAGAGAAGGAUCUUUGAUAGGCUUGAUCGAGGAAGUUAGGGACUUGAAUGACAGUAUGAGUUUGUUACAGAAGCGAUCUUUAGAAAUGGAGAAACUGAGAGCUGACUUGAUACACGAGCGGUCAAGACUAGAAAAUGAAAUUAUAGUCAAAAAGAAAACAAUUUAUAUUGAUAAUGAAAGAUGUUUGUUUCUGAGAUCGCAUUUUCAAUCCGCUGAAAAAUUGUGUGGGUUUUAGAUAA